CUUAAGGCGCAGCGGGAGGGGCAGGAGCUCAGAGGAGCGCUGGGCCCCGCCAGCCCCGCCCGGCGUGCGCUGGGCUGUGUCGCUGUCAGGAUUUGUCUGGCGCCGCGUUCCUUCACAGGGGUGUGUUGGGGGGAGUCCUCUGCCCGACUAUCAAAAUGGUUAUCAAAGUGUUUGUUGCCACAUCUUCUGGGUCCAUAGCGAUUAGGAAAAAACAACAAGAAGUGGUGGGCUUUUUGGAAGCUAAUAAAAUUGACUUUAAGGAGUUAGACAUAGCUGGGGAUGAAGACAACAGGCGGUGGAUGAGAGAGAAUGUCCCCGGAGAGAAAAAACCUCAGAACGGGAUUCCUUUGCCUCCCCAGAUCUUCAAUGAAGAACAGUAUUGUGGGGAUUUUGACUCUUUCUUCUCUGCAAAAGAAGAGAAUAUUAUUUAUUCGUUCCUGGGUUUGGCUCCCCCGCCAGGCUCAAAGGAGACAAAGCCGACUGAGGAAGAGCCUUCCCUUCCCAAUGGCGAUGUCGUGGGAGAGGCCCUGAGUACCGCGGAGGGAACGGAGACGGCUGAAGAAAGUGGUGAAAAUGAUGCACAAAAAGAGGACAAGGAGGAUGAGGACAACCUCGCCGAGUCCCAGGAGAAGAACACAGGAGAAGUAACCAAGGAGGGGGCAGAAGGCGAAGCAGAGGAAGAGGAAGCUGAAAAGGGAGAAGAACCAGGAGAAGAAGGAGGAGAAGAAGAGUCCUAGGCCUUCCCAUGCUUUAUUUCUUCAACUGUUUCAGAAAGCCCACGUCGUGAAGCAGCAUUUCAACGGUCUCCCCACAAACCACACUCAACUCACGCCUUGGCCUGAGGCGAGCCUACCUCUCGGUCCCCCCAGGGCUCACGGAGGACGUGCCCUGGCUCGGUUCCGUGUCUGUGGACCUGUCUACAUGUUACAUCACCAUGAAAUUCAACAUCAGGGCAACACACGCGUGCCUUCACGGGCCUCACCUUUUUGGCCUUUGCCUAACUUUUUCUUUUCUCUUUUGCUCUGCAUGAAAAGACCUUCUGGCUAAUACCCUGGGGGAAAAAAAAAGAUUUCCAAAUAUAGAACUUCUCUUUGCGCUAGGACAAGUAUUUCUUUGUAUGUGCCUUAUGCUGCUUGCCUCAGAAUUAGCUUUCAAAGUAAAAUGCUUUCCAGAGAACAAGCACACAAAUAAAGAUUAAUAGCAGA
This is a messenger RNA of Artibeus jamaicensis (Jamaican fruit-eating bat), 1205 nucleotides long. It is a transcript of the gene SH3BGR, whose product is annotated as SH3 domain binding glutamate rich protein. Bases 156 to 737 code for a protein of 193 amino acids. The transcript is spliced from 7 exons. Gene Ontology annotation, cellular component: cytoplasm. NCBI's taxonomy places the organism in Eukaryota, Metazoa, Chordata, Mammalia, Chiroptera, Phyllostomidae. The record is from RefSeq and is a predicted model, not a curated record.